Pseudogymnoascus destructans is the source of this 2661-nucleotide messenger RNA. RefSeq lists its product as uncharacterized. Gene Ontology annotation, biological process: long-chain fatty acid import into peroxisome; fatty acid beta-oxidation; very long-chain fatty acid catabolic process. The coding region runs from base 214 to 2646 and encodes 810 amino acids. NCBI's taxonomy places the organism in Eukaryota, Fungi, Ascomycota, Leotiomycetes, Thelebolales, Thelebolaceae. The record is from RefSeq and is a predicted model, not a curated record. Gene Ontology annotation, molecular function: ATP binding; ABC-type transporter activity; ATP hydrolysis activity. The transcript has 3 exons. Gene Ontology annotation, cellular component: peroxisomal membrane.
UCUCCGAAUCCCAAUCAACAAUCUACGCGCACAUCUACAGCUGCCUGUCGCCAGAAGCCAGCGGGAAGAUAAUGUGAAUAAGAGAGAGGUGGCUUUGUUGUUAAGCUUCUAUCUGCUGUGAUUCAUAAACGGCCCGGAUAGAAUAUCAUGGGUCCAAUUGAAGGGCAUUGCUGAGAACAACCCGCCUUGGUUUUAACACCUUUGAGUGCAAACAUGGCUGUACAAUCUACACUGAGGGGGGUCGAGCCUCUCAAACGCCUGCACGCCUAUUAUACGAAGCUGUUCAUCGGAAAAUAUAAGGCAACUUCCCGAUCUACGCGCCUGCUGGCUACACUUGCGCUCCUCCUGUCAAUUAUUGCCAGUGGAGCCGGAGGACGGCGAUGGUGGAAGAAGAAGGCCUCCGAGAAGGAGGAGGGCCGACGCUUGCUACGAAGUAAUUCCGGGCUCAAAAACAAAGAUGGGUCAAGGACACUUGUCGUACCCUAUGGGGACGCGACAUCAAAGGUUACAAUUCACCCGACAAAGCCUACGACCUUCGACGCUCAUCGCCGGCUAUUCCUUAAUCCACCGCGCGCCUCUGGAAUGGUAGAUGGCCAGCCUACGCCACAUCUUCAGGCAAAGCCCGGUCUUAACCUAGCAUUUCUUCACCAGUUCCUGAGCCUUUUGAGCAUUAUGAUACCCAGGUGGCGUAGUAAGGAGACGGGCCUCUUGCUAAGCCACGGCGUUUUCCUACUUCUUCGCACGUACCUGUCUUUGGUAAUCGCAAGACUUGAUGGAGAAAUUGUCCGAGAUCUUGUUGCAGGCCACGGGAAGUCUUUUGCCUUGGGCAUUAUCAAGUGGUGUGGCAUUGGAGCGGUAGCCUCUUACACAAAUGCCAUGAUUAAAUUCAUGCAAUCCAAGGUUUCCAUAGCUUUCCGAACACGACUUACAAGAUACAUACACGAUCUUUAUUUGAACGACAACCUGAACUAUUAUAAACUCUCCAACUUGGACGGCGGUGUAGGCCAGAGCGCCGAUCAAUUCAUUACCCAAGACCUGACACUAUUCUGCACGUCUGCUGCCAAGCUAUAUUCCUCAUUAGGGAAACCUUUUGUUGAUCUAUGUGUGUUCAAUUACCAACUGUAUUGUUCACUUGGGCCUCUAGCCUUGAGCGGCCUUCUCAGCAAUUACAUAUUGACUGCCACAAUUCUACGAAAGCUAUCGCCGAAUUUCGGAAAAUUGAAGGCCAUAGAAGGCCGCAAGGAGGGCGACUUCAGAGGGCUUCACGCCCGACUUAUUGCCAAUGCCGAGGAAGUUGCCUUUUACGGAGGAGCGGACAUGGAGAAGGCCUUCUUAAACAAGGAGUUUGUGUCGCUGAAGAAGUGGAUGGAGCUCAUUUUUACCCUGAAGAUCAGGUACAACAUUUUAGAAGACUUUGUCUUGAAAUAUAGUUGGAGCGCUUACGGCUAUCUUCUCACGGCCCUCCCCAUCUUCCUACCCACCUGGGGCGGAAUCGGAGGCGCUGCAGAGCUUAUCGAAUCUACGGUCAAGGGAGGUAGAGAACAAGGGCGAAUGAAGGAUUUUAUCACCAACAAACGCCUGAUGCUCUCGCUUGCCGAUGCGGGCGGACGGAUGAUGUAUUCCAUUAAGGAUCUAUCUGAACUCGCAGGGUAUACCUCUCGAGUAUACACCUUGAUAUCAACGCUACACCGAGUCGAGGCGAAUGCAUAUUAUCCACAACGUGGGACUAGCGCGGAGUUAUACUCCGUUUCAGACGUUCAAGGCACUACCCAGAAGGGCUAUGAUGGAGUACGACUGGAAAACGUUCCGGUAGUAGCUCCGUCGCUGUUCCCCAAUGGAGGCGAUGAGCUGGUCGACUCUCUGUCGAUCAUCGUGCAUUCUGGGGAGCAUCUCCUGAUCUCCGGUGCAAAUGGCGUUGGAAAGAGUGCCAUCUCGAGGAUCGUAGCUGGGCUGUGGCCUGUAUACAGAGGCCUUGCGAGCAAGCCUCGCAGUGUUGGCACUGAUGGGAUCAUGUUCUUACCACAGCGCCCUUAUCUAAGCGUUGGGACUCUUAGGGACCAAGUGAUAUACCCUGAUGGGGAGUUCGAAAUGAGGGACCGUGGCCGCAGGGAUAGUGAGCUCCAGCGUAUUCUGGAAGAGGCACAUCUGGGAUAUCUCCCAGAGCGCGAGGGUGGCUGGGAUACUCGCAAGGAGUGGAAAGAUGUGCUUAGCGGUGGAGAGAAGCAACGGAUGGCGAUCGCACGAUUGCUGUAUCACGAGCCCCGAUACGCCUUUAUUGACGAAGGCACCAGCGCUGUCUCGAACGAUGUUGAAGGCAUCCUCUACGAGACAGCCAAGGAUAAGGGAAUCACUUUAAUUACAAUCUCGACGAGAGCAUCGCUGAAGAAAUAUCACACGUUUAACCUCACCCUUGGCCUCGGAGAGAAUGGGGAUGAAUGGGAAUAUGAGCGUAUCGGAACAGAAAAGGAGAAGAUGAACGUGGAGAGGGAGCUCCAAGAGCUCAGAGAGCACAUUGGCAAAGUCCAAGAGUGGAAGGACAGGCACGCAGAGAUUGAGAAGGAGCUGGCAAAGGUAUGGGUUGACGGCGGAGAUGUCUUGGAGGCCGCAGAGGUGGAAGAGCACAUGAAGACCACUGUAUUGACAUAAGACGUAUUUGAUAGG